This is a messenger RNA of Thamnophis sirtalis, 1423 nucleotides long. It is a transcript of the gene MKX, whose product is annotated as mohawk homeobox. Gene Ontology annotation, molecular function: DNA-binding transcription factor activity, RNA polymerase II-specific; RNA polymerase II cis-regulatory region sequence-specific DNA binding. Gene Ontology annotation, biological process: regulation of transcription by RNA polymerase II; cell development; muscle organ development. Gene Ontology annotation, cellular component: nucleus. The record is from RefSeq and is a predicted model, not a curated record. Lineage: Eukaryota; Metazoa; Chordata; Lepidosauria; Squamata; Natricidae.
AGGACAUUGCCAUCCUCCAGCCAUGAACACCAUCGUCUUCAACAAGCUCAGCGGCCAAGUGCUCUUCGAAGAAACCGCCAAGGAGCACGACAGAAACAGCAGCCGUCCUUACGGGCCGCUCUUGGAGGUCACCCCUCGCCCGGAGGUCCUCUUUCCCGACCGCCCUCCCAAUAAAGACAACCUCACCGUUCGCCAUAAGAAGACCGGCGCCCGGCAGAACAGUGGGAAGGUGAGACACAAGCGCCAGGCCCUGCAGGAUAUGGCACGACCACUGAAGCAGUGGUUGUAUAAGCACCGGGAUAACCCCUACCCAACGAAGACAGAGAAGAUCUUGCUGGCUUUGGGCUCCCAGAUGACUCUGGUCCAGGUGUCAAAUUGGUUUGCCAAUGCAAGGCGGCGUCUUAAAAAUACUGUCCGCCAACCGGAUCUCAGCUGGGCUUUACGAAUAAAACUAUACAAUAAGUAUGUUCAAGGAAAUGCUGAGCGGCUUAGCGUAAGCAGUGAUGAUUCAUGUUCUGAAGAUGAAAACCCUCCCAGAAAUGAAGGAGAAUACAACACCCAGGUUCAUCAUGCUGUGGUUAAAACAGAAAGUUCUGUCAUAAAAUCUGGAGUAAAACCAGAAGGAAGUGCCAGUGAGGAUUAUGUAGCCCCUCCUAAAUACAAAAGCAGCUUAUUGAAUCGCUACCUGAAUGAUUCGGUGACACAUGUCAUGACCACAGAUGCAGACCUGAUGGAAAAAACAAGACAAAGGAAUCAUUCUGGAUCAUUCAGUUCUAAUGAGUUUGAAGAAGAACUGGUGUCGCCAUCCUCCUCCGAGACUGAUGGAAAUUUUGUCUACCGGACAGAAACUCUGGAGAAUGGACCUAACAAGCGUGAAAGUGCAGUGAACAGGAAAAGAUCAAGCAAAGACGAGACGUAUUGGAAGGAGAUCAAUGCAGCGAUGGCCUUAACCAAUCUUGCCCAGGGAAAGGACAAACUGCAGGGUACCACCAGCUGCAUCAUUCAGAAAUCUUCACACAUAUCAGAAGUGAAGACAGUGAAAGUUCCACUGGUGCCAAUGCCAUUUUAAGAGAAAAAGUGAUUUGCUUAUCUUUCUCUCUGUGGAUUUUUUUUUCAUGCUGUUUGUUUUCUUGUAAGAUCACAAAAGAUCUAAAAUAGGGAUUGAAGCUCCUUAUUGUAGUCAGUGACAGUCAGGAUGGAUAAGAAUAAGUGUAGCUCAUCGGAAAGGUCUCACCAGCAAGCACCAGCAAAAUGAUCCUGAGGAGGUUUGUGUGUGUGGUUGUCGUUCAUUUUCUUGUUUGUGAUGUAAAAGCUAUUUCCAAUGAAUUGUGUUCUGUUAUGGUACAGUAAUCAAGAAAUAUUCUCUCAGGCUAAAUAGUUUGUUUCUUAAAUAACAUGUCCAUUAUGGAGGGGGGGGGGACGU